CGGAGUAAAUGCUGCAUAAUGUUAGCUCGGCAUAUAUUUAUAUAUGUUUUAUUGCCCAGUUUUGUGUUGGCACAAAUUUGUUUCAGAACGGAUUAUAAAAAGCUUAAGGACAGAACCAUAACCUUAAAAGUAAAGUAUUGCUGUAAGGGAUAUAAACGUCUAACGGGCAGCAGUUUAAGGUGUGUGCCGCAAUGUAAUCAGAAUUGUGGCAGCGGCAGAUGCUCAAAGCCAAAUACAUGCAGCUGUAAUAGGGGCUAUGAGAAUCUCAACCAUUUGCCAGCCAAUCGUUGCGUGCCCCAAUGCAAGGGCGGCUGCACAAAUGGCCGUUGCGGCUCGCCCGGUAAGUGCAUCUGCGCAAAUGGGUACGAGAUCGAUGGGGCAACCGGACAUUGUCUGCCAAUCUGCAGCAGCGGCUGUGCCAAUGGCCACUGCAAAUCACCAGGAAACUGCGUCUGCAAUAAGGACUACACCUUAAAUGUCAAUACUCAGAUAUGUCAACCCGAUUGCAAGCCUGGUUUCCAGCUGAACGAGACCUUAAACGCUUGCAAUCCAAUAUGUAGCAAAGGCUGCGAUAAUGGAAUCUGUCGUGCUCCGGAAACUUGUGAAUGCAAUGCGGAUUAUCAGAAAGGUACCGAUAACAGCUGCAUGCCCAUAUGUAAAAACAAUUGCUUUAACGGCAAAUGCACGGCCCCAGGAAUAUGUGAAUGCCUCGCAGGACACGUGAAAAUAAGUGAUUCCAUGUGUUUGCCGGACUGCAAAAAUGGCUGUAUGAACGGGUUCUGUAGUGCGCCAGACGUGUGCACUUGUAAUAGUGGGUACACAUAUGAGAGUGGGAACAAUUGUCAGCCGUUAUGUGAAAACGGAUGUGAGAAUGGACUCUGUAGUGCGCCAGGGCAAUGUACUUGUGAUAAAGGGUACAGCAAAGUGACAGAGAACAGUUGUGCACCAGUGUGCAAAGACGGAUGUGAGAACGGAUUCUGUAGUGCACCAGGGGAAUGCACGUGUCAUCAAGGAUUUUCUGCAGUGAGUGCAAACAGUUGCGCACCCGUGUGCAAAUACGGAUGUGAGAACGGAUUCUGUAGUGCGCCGGGGAAAUGUACCUGUGAUAAAGGUUACAGCAAAGUCACAGAGAACAGUUGUGCACCAGCGUGCAUAAACGGAUGUGAGAACGGAUAUUGCAGCGCACCAGGUGAAUGCACUUGUAAUAAAGGCUACAGUAUAGUCAGUGAGAAGAGUUGCGCCCCAGUGUGCAAAGACGGAUGUGAGAACGGACAUUGCAGUGCACCAGGGGAAUGCACUUGUGACGAAGGCUACAGUAAAGUCAGUGAGAACAGUUGUGCCCCAGUGUGCAAAGACGGAUGUGAGAACGGAUAUUGCAGUGCGCCAGGGAAAUGCACUUGUAACGAAGGCUACAGUAAAGUCAGUGAAAACAGUUGUACCCCAGUGUGCAUAAACGGAUGCGAGAACGGAUAUUGCAGUGCGCCAGGGGAGUGCUCUUGUAUCGAAGGCUACAAUAAAGUCAGUGAGAACAGUUGUGCCCCAGUGUGCAAAGACGGAUGUGAGAACGGAUUCUGUAGUGCGCCAGGAGAAUGCACUUGUCAUCAAGGAUAUACUUCAGUGAGUGCGAACAUUUGUGCACCAGUGUGCAACGACGGAUGUGAGAACGGAUAUUGCAGUGCACCCGGGAAAUGCACUUGUAACGAAGGCUACAGUAAAGUCAGUGAAAACAGUUGUGGACCAGUGUGCAUAAAUGGAUGCGAGAACGGAUAUUGCAUUGCGCCAGGGGAGUGCUCUUGUAUCGAAGGCUACAAUAAAGUCAGUGAGAACAGUUGUGCCCCAGUGUGCAAAGACGGAUGUGAGAACGGAUUCUGUAGUGCGCCAGGAGAAUGCACUUGUCAUCAAGGAUAUACUUCAGUGAGUGCGAACAUUUGUUCACCAGUGUGCAACGACGGAUGUGAGAACGGAUAUUGCAGUGCACCAGGGAAAUGCACUUGUAACGAAGGCUACAGUAAAGUCAGUGAAAACAGUUGUGCCCCAGUGUGCAAAGACGGAUGUGAGAAUGGAUUCUGUAGUGCGCCAGGGGAAUGUACGUGUCAUCAAGGAUAUUCUUCAGUGAGUGCAAACAGUUGUGCACCAGUCUGCAAAGACGGAUGUGAGAAUGGAUAUUGCAGCGCGCCAGGUGAAUGCACUUGUGACGAAGUCUACAAUAAAGUCAGUGAGAACAUUUGUGCCCCAGUGUGCAAAGACGGAUGUGAGAACGGAUUCUGUAGUGCGCCAGGGGAAUGCACAUGUCAUCAAGGAUAUUCUUCAGUGAGUGCAAACAGUUGUGCACCAGUGUGCAAAGACGGAUGUGAGAACGGAUAUUGCAGCACGCCAGGGCAAUGCGCUUGUAACGAAGGCUACAGUAAAGUCAGUGAAAACAGUUGUGCACCAGUGUGCAUAAACGGAUGCGAGAACGGACUCUGUAGUACGCCAGGGAAGUGCUCUUGUACCGAAGGCUACAAUAAAGUCAGUGAGAGCAGUUGUGCACCAGUGUGCAAUGACGGAUGUGAGAACGGAUUCUGUAGUGCACCAGGGGAAUGCACGUGUCAUCAAGGAUAUUCUUCAGUGAGUGCAAACAGUUGUGCACCAGUCUGCAAAGACGGAUGUGAGAACGGAUAUUGCAGCGCGCCAGGGCAAUGCGCUUGUAACGAAGGCUACAGUAAAGUCAGCGAGAACAGUUGUGCCCCAGUGUGCAAAGACGGAUGUGAGAACGGACAUUGCAGCGCGCCAGGGCAAUGCGCUUGUAACGAAGGCUACAUUAAAGUCAGUGAGAACAGUUGUGCUCCAGUGUGCAAAGACGGAUGUGAGAACGGAUUCUGUAGUGCGCCAGGAAAAUGUACCUGUGAUAAAGGUUACAGCAAAGUCGCAGAGAACAGUUGUUCUCCUGUGUGCAAAGACGGAUGUGAGAACGGAUAUUGCAGCACGCCAGGGCAAUGCGCUUGUAACGAAGGCUACAGUAAAGUCAGCGAGAACAGUUGUGCCCCAGUGUGCAAAGACGGAUGUGAGAACGGAUAUUGCAGCACGCCAGGGCAAUGCGCUUGUAACCAAGGCUACAGUAAAGUCAGUGAGAACAGUUGUGCCCCAGUGUGCAAAGACGGAUGUGAGAACGGAUUCUGUGGUGCGCCAGGAAAAUGUACCUGUGAUAAAGGUUACAGCAAAGUCACAGAGAACAGUUGUGCUCCUGUGUGCAAUGACGGAUGUGAGAACGGAUUCUGUAGUGCACCAGGGGAAUGCACGUGUCAUCAAGGAUAUUCUUCAGUGAGUGCAAACAGUUGUGCACCAGUCUGCAAAGACGGAUGUGAGAACGGAUAUUGCAGCGCGCCAGGGCAAUGCGCUUGUAACGAAGGCUACAAUAAAGUGAGUGAGAACAGUUGUGCACCAGUGUGCAAGGACGGAUGUGAGAACGGAGUCUGUAGUACGCCAGGGGAAUGCACUUGUAACGAAGGCUACAUUAAAGUGAGUGAGAAUAGUUGUGAACCAGUAUGCGAAGACGGGUGCCCCAACGGGUUCUGUGAAUCCCCUAAUUACUGCAGCUGCAAUGAAGGCUACAUAAAGCUGGAAAAUGUUUGCACGCGUCACUGGGAUGACACUGAAAGGUCAAGUACCCCAGCUCCGAGGCAAACGGGGAGAAUUGAUAUUUGUGAACAGCUGUGCUGGAAUGGAACCUGUGUGGAUGGACGGUGCAGUUGUGAGGAAAACUACAGACUGACCGAAGAUCCACUUAACGCUACAAAAUUGCUUUGCCUGCCCGAGUGCGAGGAGGAGUGCGUCCAUGGUUAUUGUGCAUAUCCCGGCGUGUGCCUCUGCUAUGAUGGCCAGACACCAGAAGCAGGCGUUGAGUGUCCAAGUUUUACAGGCACAGAAAAUGCGGGUCGAACUGCCGGCAUGAAUAUUUUCAUCAAAAAUUGGCUAUUUCUGGCCUUAGUGGCCGUGGCUGUGGUGCUGGUGGUGAUCAUCUAUGUGAUCAUGUAUGCACUCAGGCAACGGCACUACAGAGUGGACGAGAAGGAACAAAGAUAUGGCGUUUACUUUUCGGCUAAACAAGCUGAUAUAAUACGUGCCUGAGUCUACGUAAUGUGUGUGUCUGUCUUUCGAGAUGUGCAAAGAAAUGUCAAGUACUUACCAUUAAUUCUACAAGUAGAUAGUUAAUGAACUAAUUACUGAAUGAUUUAUAUGCUUUGGCAAAUUAUAAACUAUAUUAUACACAUGUGCAUUCGAAUUAGCAUCAGUAUUACGAGUUUGAAAUGUUCUAAGCUGGUUUUUAGUUCAUGUAAUGUAAUAUAUGGUACGUAAGUAUUUCAUUUUUAUAUGCACUCUACCCACUGAAAAAAAUCUAAAAGCGUUUGAAUACCCAGUACAGGCUUGAUGCUAUAUAUAUAUGUACCGAUUUAAAUACGACUU
Molecule: messenger RNA, 4443 nt
Organism: Drosophila montana
Lineage: Eukaryota; Metazoa; Arthropoda; Insecta; Diptera; Drosophilidae
Gene: eater
Product: eater
Exons: 4
Coding region: 19-4107 (1362 amino acids)
Source: RefSeq, a predicted model, not a curated record